AUUGGAACCCUAAUUAAGGAGGAGAUUAAAGGUAAAAAAACAUGGCGUAGAUCUGCAGAGAUCAAAAUUCUGGGUGUCUCUUCCUCUUCCGCCUCGAUGCUGUGGCCUCAUUCUCCAUGUUAUUGCCCCCAUCUUCAGGAACUAUGUAAAACCCAAACUCAACUUGAUAUGCCCUCUCGAGAAUCCAACCUCAUCGCCCUCCUCUUCGGUUUCUUCUCUCUGCAACUCGGUGGAGAAGAAACUCCCAAACCCUUCCUUUUCCCAUUCCUUUCCCCAUUACCCCACCUCCUAAUUUCUUCUCCAUUCCUUAAUUCCAUCGUUGUUCUUCAUUUCCGGUGAUGGGUUCUUGAGGGCUGUUUAGAUUUCUUUCUUUUUUUCUUUCUUUUCUGGGAAUGCGAUUGAUUUGGGGAUGAUUAGUAAUGGCUCGGGACGGGCAUGUAGUGCCGGUGGAUCCACAGACGACGCUCACUGUGAAGAAGAAGAAGCAAUCUUCUCGGAAUUGGAUUCUGCUGGAUUGUACGGGCCAAGGCACCGUCCUCGAUGCCGACAAGUAUCAAAUUAUGCAUCGGGUUCAAAUUCAUGCGCGCGAUCUUCGGAUUCUUGACCCUUUGCUUUCUUAUCCCUCCACGAUUUUGGGGCGUGAGAGGGCCAUUGUUCUUAAUCUCGAGCAUAUAAAGGCGAUCAUUACUGCUGAAGAGGUUUUUCUUAGAGAUCCGACCGAUGAACAUGUCAUCCCUGUGGUUGAGGAGCUUCAGAGGCGGCUGCCUCCUUCUAAUGCGGUCCAGCUUCAUGUUCAAGGAGAUGGGAAAGCGUAUCAGGGUCGGCAACACGACGGUGAAGCUGAAGAAGAUGACUCGCCAUUUGAAUUUCGUGCCCUUGAGGUAGCUUUGGAAGCUAUAUGCAGUUAUCUUGCUGCACGAACAACUGAGCUCGAGACUGCUGCUUAUCCUGCCUUGGAUGAGCUUACUGCCAAGAUUAGUAGCCGAAACUUGGACAGAGUUCGUAAAUUGAAGAGUGCAAUGACCAGGCUGACUGCGAGGGUUCAAAAGGUGAGAGAUGAGCUCGAACAAUUACUGAAUGACGACGAUGAUAUGGCAGACCUUUACUUGUCAAGAAAGAUGAAUUCGUCUUCUCCUGUAAGUGGUUCUGGUCCUGCCAUUUGGUUUCCUGCCUCUCCUACCAUUGGUUCAAAGAUAUCAAGAGCGAGCCGAGCAAGUAUGGCAACUGUACGUGGGGAUGAGGAUGACAUCGAGGAGCUUGAAAUGUUACUGGAGGCUUACUUUAUGCAGAUUGAUGGUACAUUGAACAAAUUAACUACACUGCGAGAAUACAUUGAUGACACAGAAGAUUAUAUCAAUAUCCAGCUUGACAAUCACCGAAAUCAACUCAUUCAGUUGGAGCUCUUUUUAAGCUCUGGAACUGUUUGUUUGUCUAUAUAUUCUUUGGUGGGUGCAAUAUUCGGCAUGAACAUUCCAUACACUUGGAAUGAAAAUCACGAAUACAUGUUUAAAUGGGUUGUCAUUGUUUCUGGAGUAGCUUGUGCGAUAAUGUUCGUUGCAAUUAUUUACUAUGCUCGCCUCAAAGGUUUGGUCGGAUCUUGAUCUUCCUGUAUUCAAACCGAUCCUUUACAAGCCCAUAAGGAAAAGAAAAAGAAAAAGAAAAAGAAA
Molecule: messenger RNA, 1667 nt
Organism: Cucurbita maxima (winter squash)
Lineage: Eukaryota; Viridiplantae; Streptophyta; Magnoliopsida; Cucurbitales; Cucurbitaceae
Product: magnesium transporter MRS2-I-like
Exons: 11
Coding region: 420-1601 (393 amino acids)
Biological process (GO): magnesium ion transport; transmembrane transport
Cellular component (GO): membrane
Molecular function (GO): magnesium ion transmembrane transporter activity
Source: RefSeq, a predicted model, not a curated record